This is a messenger RNA of Paramecium tetraurelia, 1593 nucleotides long. RefSeq lists its product as uncharacterized. The record is from RefSeq and is a predicted model, not a curated record. Lineage: Eukaryota; Ciliophora; Oligohymenophorea; Peniculida; Parameciidae. Gene Ontology annotation, molecular function: phosphatidylinositol binding. Gene Ontology annotation, cellular component: endosome. The transcript is spliced from 4 exons.
AUGGAUAAUAAAUUAAGAUGUUAAAAAGAAGCUUACUUAUAGGAGGAGAUUAUAGAUAAAGGAAUUGAUCCUAAUCACUUUCAAGAGUUUUGCGAGAAGAUUAAGGGGGAAGAAAGCGAUAUUGACAAAUGGACUUUCGAAGAUAUUGUGUAGUUGGUCAACCAAUAUAAGAUAGAAUUUUUUACAACAGAUUUCGAUUAGCCAGUAGAUGAAAUGAUAAUUGGGUGGAAUGCAUUUGAUCAAGUCAUUCCAUAAAUGGAUAUAAAAAGCGAUCCUUAGAUGUGGAACUUAUUAGACUUAGAUCAUACAGGACCAUCUGCUGUCGUAGAGCAAUAGGAAGAUAAAAAAUAUGAUUAACCAUUUUAAUAAACUCAAAAACAAAUUUAGUAAAUUCAUUAACAAUAAACAUCAGAAAUUAAUUAAAGAGUCUCAGAAAAACUAGAUAUUUCCAACAUUGGUAAGCCAUUGUCGAUAUCACCAACUGCUCAAAAGCUGUAGGAAAUACAACAAUAAAUGCCUAAGAAAUAAGCCCCUGAAAUUUAUUCUUUUUCUCAAUGCUCAAAAUUAUAAUGCAAAAAAUUAGGUUUUAAUAUCUUUGCAAAAGGUGUGCCAUCUAUAAAAAUAACUGGUUUUGAAAAGAAAACAGAAGGAUUAUUUAAAAGUGAUUAUGUUGUAUAUAGUGUGAAAACAGGAGAUGAUUAUGUUGUAUAAAGAAGAUACUCGGAUUUCUAAUGGUUGUAACAAACACUUUUCAAAUUAUUCCCAGGAGUAGGCAUACCUAGUCUUUCAGAAAAAACAGCAAAGAAAACAGCAAAAAAUACAGUUCAAAAAAGAACAAUUAUACUAGAAUUUUUUUUGAAUGAGUUGGCAAAGAGUGAACUUUUCAGAAAUAGUAAGUAUUUUGUAGACUUUCUUCGUCUGAGUGAUCCUGCUUAAUUUAAACAACUUAUAAAGUUUGGAGAGAAACUAAGCAAACCAAAUAAAUUCGAAAGUCUUUUAAAUAUGACUGGCACUAUUAUCUUUGUACCAGAUAUUAAAUUGAAUAAUUUUGAAACUUAUAUUUAAUAAGAAGAACCAAUUUAUGUUAAAAUAAAAAAUCUGUUUAAAGUAAUCACACAUCAUUUAACAGCUAUAUCUAAAAUCAUUAAGGAAAUUGGGGAUUCUAUCUCAAAUUUAACAAAUUUAUGUUAAAAAUAUGAAAUUAAUCAAGAUUACGAUCCAUUAUAAGAAAUGACCAAAAAAUUAGAAGAAUAAAUAAUAAAGUGCAGCUCGAACUAGUACAAUAGAUUGUAUAAUAUGUUUCGUUAUCAAACUUUGAAUUUCACUUAAAUAAGAAAUAUUUUAAAGCAAAGAAAUGAAUUAUAGUCAGAAUUCUCUAAUAGAAAAGAUUUUAAGUUUGAACAGAUAAGUGAACUUUAUAGCUCAAGAGAAAAUGCUAAAUAAAUUGAUGAGCUAGAGUUCCCAGCUAAAAGUUCGAAACUUUUAGCUUAUCAAUUAGGCUAUAUGAACUGGAGAACUAUUGAGGAAAUUAAAACCUUUUUAGAGCAUCGUUAGAUAGGAUUUCAAACAUUUUCAUAAGAAGUAAUGAAUUGA